CUAGAACUCGGGUUCGUUUGAAACACAGUACUAUACACACAUAUACACAUUAUAUUAUUAUAGAAAGUGUCUAUAUAUAAUGACCCAAGUUUAAUGUUUUUUCUCUAACCCUGUCUUCAAAGAAUUCAGAGGCUUUUUGCCUCUCCUGAGAUUGUGGUGCAAAUUCAAUCCAAUCAACUAAGUUGGAUUUUUUUCAAAGAAGAGGUCCCAAGGGUAGUAUCAGCUCUUGCUCAAAGAACUGAUACGUACUGAUAUGGCAUUAGCAAGGUUUGCAAGGACUGGCUUGAGGCGGUCUGGAGGUGCCAUUGGUAAUUACACAAACGAGAGAGAUAUCAUCUGUGAGAGUGUGUCGACAAGUAAGUGUUCCUUACGUUCUGUUGAAAAUGGCACAGCACAUGGCAAUCUGUCAUGCCUUUGGAGCAUCAAAAAGACCGAUCACAUGAAUUUCUGGAGCAGGGGCAUAAGGGUAACCCCACAAUAUCAGUUUCCUCAGGCACAGGAGGUUAUAGUGGAAUCUGAUUCAGAGUGUGAGACCCUGAAGUAUCCUACUUUGGCGGCUACAAGACCGGGUGAAAAGCCCAGGGUUGUCGUCCUAGGUACUGGAUGGGCAGCUUGUCGAUUCCUUAAAGGGCUUGACACCAAAUUAUAUGAUGUUGUUUGCAUAUCGCCAAGGAAUCAUAUGGUUUUCACUCCUUUGCUUGCUUCAACUUGUGUUGGAACUUUGGAGUUCCGGUCUGUAGCUGAGCCUGUUGGUCAUAUACAGCCCGCACUAGCAAAGGACCCGAAUUCCUACUUUUACUUGGCUUCUUGCAAUGGUAUUGACACAGACAAACAUGAAGUGUAUUGUGAGACGGUUGUGAAUGAUGGACUUCCUAAUGAACCUUACCGAUUCAAAGUAGCAUAUGACAAGCUUGUGAUUGCUGCUGGAGCCGAACCCUUGACCUUUGGUAUAAAGGGAGUGAAGGAACAUGCAUUUUUUCUGCGUGAAGUGAAUCACGCCCAAGAAAUUAGGAAGAAGCUUCUCUUAAACCUUAUGCUCUCUGAAAAUCCAGGCAUAUCAGAAGAAGAAAAGGAGUGCCUGUUACACUGUGUUGUUAUUGGAGGUGGCCCUACCGGGGUGGAGUUUAGUGGUGAAUUGAGCGAUUUUAUCACGAGAGAUGUCAGUGACCAGUAUGCUCAUGUGAAAAAUUACAUCCGUGUCACUCUCAUUGAGGCAAAUGAGAUUUUGUCAUCUUUUGAUGUUGGACUACGCCAGUAUGCCACAAAACACUUAACCAAGUAUGGUGUCCGACUUGUACGAGGUGUGGUAAAAGAGGUGCAUCCCAAAAAGCUUGUACUCAGUGAUGGGAGUGAUGUUCCUUAUGGUCUCCUGGUAUGGUCUACUGGGGUUGGUCCCUCUGAGUUUGUGAAGUCACUAAACCUCCCCAAGGCCCCGGGUGGAAGGAUUGGCAUUGAUGAAUGGCUACGUGUUCCUUCCAUUGAAGAUGUGUUUGCGAUUGGAGAUUGUGCUGGUUUUCUUGAACAAACAGGGAAGCAAGUGCUCCCAGCUCUAGCACAGGUUGCGGAGAGGGAAGGGAAAUAUCUUGUGGAGUUGUUUAACAAACUUGGGCAACAAAACGGCGGAAAAGCUUCGUGUGCAAAGGAUGUCGCUUUGGGAGAUCCUUUUGUGUACAAACAUCUCGGAAGCAUGGCAUCUGUAGGGCGCUACAAGGCGCUGGUUGACCUUCGCCAAACUAAGGAUGCAAAGGGAGUCUCCCAUGCUGGGUUUGUAAGCUGGCUGAUUUGGCGCUCUGCUUACCUGACUCGUGUCGUCAGCUGGAGGAAUAGGUUUUAUGUCGCGGUGAACUGGGCAACCACACUAGUAUUUGGCAGGGAUAACUCGAGGAUAGGAUGAUUGUUCAAUUAGUAUUUUUUUUCCUGGGUGUAAAGGAGUUAUCCGAUCACUAGGGUUCUUCAAGAAUUGAAGCUUUUUGUGUUGGACUAGUUUCCAGCUCUGCUUCAGCUUCAACAUAUAGUAAUAUUCAUGAAAUUAUUUUUCAAAGUGAUAAAAAUUGAUGGCUGAGUAAUUAUAGAAUUAAAGGAUGUAGGUAAUAUUCUAUAUUCAUACAAAUCAAAAGGUGAAGCAACACAUCUAAAGAAUUAAAAGAAUCAUUUCAUAUGUGAAACAUUUGUAGUAAAUGUCAUGAAGAUGAUGAUUGAUGUGUUGUUGAUUCAAGUUUUUUCAUUUAUACAUCUCUUAUUUUUGUCA
Camellia sinensis is the source of this 2248-nucleotide messenger RNA. Its product is annotated as internal alternative NAD(P)H-ubiquinone oxidoreductase A1, mitochondrial. Gene Ontology annotation, molecular function: NADH dehydrogenase activity. Gene Ontology annotation, cellular component: mitochondrion. The record is from RefSeq and is a predicted model, not a curated record. Lineage: Eukaryota; Viridiplantae; Streptophyta; Magnoliopsida; Ericales; Theaceae.